This is a messenger RNA of Anopheles darlingi, 5894 nucleotides long. RefSeq names its product formin-like protein (gene Frl). The record is from RefSeq and is a predicted model, not a curated record. Gene Ontology annotation, molecular function: actin filament binding; small GTPase binding. Lineage: Eukaryota; Metazoa; Arthropoda; Insecta; Diptera; Culicidae. The transcript has 10 exons. Gene Ontology annotation, biological process: cell migration; cortical actin cytoskeleton organization; regulation of cell shape. The coding region runs from base 1358 to 4804 and encodes 1148 amino acids. Gene Ontology annotation, cellular component: cytosol.
UCGCAGUUUGUUUAUUCUCCUCGUGGUUUGUGAAGUGAUCGAGCCAGAACGUGCCCAGCCCGAAAGGUGUUGGUUGUUCCGUUCUUUCUUUAAUGUGUGGAAGUGUACGCGCUAUGUUCUUCUUGCAACGCUGCUGCCGACCCACCGGAAUCCCAAAGAUCCAGUUGUGUGGGGUAGUCCCUCCUCAUCGAAAGGCCAACAGAACAUGAACAAUGAUGAAUGAAGAGGAAAGAGCAGUAACGGAUAGGAAGCAGCUUUCCGCCCUGCCGAUGUUAAUGAUUUUUUUUUACCAAAAACUUCAUCACGGCGAAUGAGUAUCCGAUCGAUCGUGUGUUUAUGACCCCCUGUACAACCGUGGCAACCUGUCGGGACGAGUUAACACGUGUACCAGGCUCAUCGAGCCCCUCCGUAACGCUUCGGUUGAUCGGGCGAAGCGCGAAUACCACGACGCAUAUAAAACACAGCGGAUCGUUUCCGCGGAGCCUCGCGGGGAUUGCGGGAACGGACGGGAAGAACUGUGCGUUCUCCAUUCCGGAAGUGGGUUGCUUUUUCACUCGGUUCUGCCUAUAGCCACCAUUCAGACGGCGAUCAUUUCGGAGCGUUAUUCUGUGCGAUUCCAAUCUUCUACUACUUCCAUACCUUCCGGCUUGUUAUUGGCUAUCAUACUCAUACAUGCGAACAGUCACCGAAAGUUACCCCUAUCGCAGCAAAAGUAAAGCGAGGGAGGAGAGUGCAGGCAUUCAUCAUAUCCCGCAUAUGGCGAUAGCUUCCGGUAGGCGUGAUUCGCGCAGUAAUGCUUGCCUGGCAUUAUGUGUACACGCGUACGUGAACGAGCAGGGGCGCAUGCGCACACAGCUUGGGCUCGAGUUUCGACUGAGAGUGAAGUCGCGAUUGCGCUGCGACGAUAAUGUUUCUGGUAAAGUGUUGUGAUCGUAUGGAGAUUUUUGUCUCAAGAUAUUUGUUGUGCCUUGUCAGCGUCAUCGGCAGCAGUGAGUGUAUAAUGUGCGCGCAUUGACGUGCUUUCAGUGAACAACGACUUAGCUGCUUGUGCUGUGUGAUUUCUAGACGGCGUUUUUGUCAUCGAUUUAUCGUCCCCAGUGAGCGUGUGUGUUUAUGGUGCGUUAAGAAUGAGCAGUGCGUGUAACCAUAGGCAACUCGGAAUCAAAUCAGCAAACAGUGCGUAUUUUGGAAAGAGCGAAAGAAAUUCACACGCAACAGCUUGAGCAGUGAUGUUCCUCAUGAAAGAGCCCAUAGAAAGAGUCAACACAAGUGUUCCGCCGUGCAUACGAUAGAUUUUAGAGACAAGUGUCGAACGGGAUAGUGAAUAAGCAGAAACAGAACCGUCUCCCUGCUAGCCAUGGGGCUCGCAUCGUCGAAAGCAGUUAACAGCAUUGCCAGUGGCGGUGGGGGCGGCGUAGCUGAUGUGGGAUCCGGCUUAAGUGGGGGCAUGAUGCUGGGAAAUGGUCGUGGUCACGGCGGUAAAGAUGGUGUCAUUGUCGAUGCUGCAACCUAUCCAGACAUUCGGCAACAACCGUGCUCCAUUCUUCCAUCGCCAUCCGGCAGCAGCAGUAUCGACACGUGGAAGUCCAGUUGCCACGUCCGGCAAGCAAGCAUUCGAUCCCGAAACUUGCAACCCAUGCCGGACACGGGAGAGCUCGAUCGACGCUUUGCGAAAGUUUUGGCUUCAAUGGAUCUACCGGCAGAUAAGGCAAAGCUGUUAAAAAACUACGAUAACGAGAAAAAAUGGGACAUCAUUUGCGACCAGGAAAUGGUGCAAGCUAAAGAUCCCCCAUCCCACUAUCUUACGAAGCUGCGCACCUACCUGGACCCUAAAGCGUCUCGCAGUCAUAGGAAACGAAAGAUGGUUGGCGAAUCAACAUCGACACAGGUGUUACGCGAUCUUGAAAUUUCGUUACGGACGAACCAUAUCGAAUGGGUGAAGGAGUUUCUUGACGAUGAGAACCAAGGGUUGGACGCUCUGAUCGAUUAUCUCAGCUUCCGAUUGGCGAUGAUGCGCCACGAGCAGCGCAUUCAGGAGGCAAAGUCUGAGUCGGACGAAGGUCUCAAUCCUAAGGACGCAACAUCAACGGGCAACAACAAUUCGUUCGGUAGCAACGAGACUAACCAUAAGCUUAUCCCGAAUGGGUUCAUGCGACCCGGACUCGGAGAUAUGAUGGAUAGUCCGAGCAUCAAGCGACGUUCGCGGCACAUUGCCAAGCUCAACAUGGGCCUAACAACGGACGACAUCCACGUAUGCAUCAUGUGUAUGCGAGCCAUCAUGAACAAUAAGUAUGGCUUCAAUAUGGUGAUCCAGCACCGCGAAGCCAUCAACUGCAUAGCCCUUAGCUUGAUCCACAAAUCGCUCCGCACGAAAGCACUUGUGCUGGAGCUGCUGGCCGCCAUCUGUCUGGUGAAGGGGGGCCACGAGAUCAUCCUGUGUGCGUUCGAUAACUUUAAGAAAGUUUGCUCGGAGCAACGCCGCUUUCAGACGCUGAUGGAGUACUUUAUGAAUUAUGAGCUGUUCAAUAUCGAUUUUAUGGUUGCGUGCAUGCAGUUCGUCAACAUUGUCGUUCACUCUGUAGAGGAUAUGAACUAUCGCGUGCACCUACAGUACGAGUUUACCGCGCUCGGAUUGGAUGAGUAUCUCGAGAAGCUUCGAUUGACCGAAUCAGAGGAGCUACAGGUACAGAUCUCUGCCUAUCUGGACAAUGUGUUCGAUGUAGCCGCCUUGAUGGAGGACAGUGAAACGAAAACGGCUGCCUUGGAAAGGGUGAACGAGCUGGAGGAUGAGCUGGGCCGUGCACUGGAUCAAGCAAGCGAGAUCGAACGAGAAGCACUGUUCAAGAUCGGAGAGCUAGAAACCGAACUAAGUCGAACGCGCAGUGAACGGGACGAGCUAUACAAUAAGCAGCUUGCAGUAGAGGAUGAGAUCGCAAAGCUGAAGCGAGCGCUUAAGCAGCACGAACAGGAAUCGCAGAGCCGACAGUCGAUGCUGCUGGAGUUCGAAAAUCUGACCAAAACCCUGCCUAAAGGUACGUCGAUCGCGGACGUAUCGAAUUUGCUCGCCAAGGGAGGCCUUUCCGAGCUCAGUCCUACUGGCGGCAGUGGUGGCGGUGUAAGUGGUGCUAGUCAGGAAGCGCCCCCGAUUCCUCCACCGCCAGCACCUCCUGCUGCUCCGAUGCCACCGCCACCACCAUGUCCACCGGCACCACCCAGUGGCAGUGAACCACCGAAAGCUCCUCCCAAACCACCGACAUUCAUUCCGGCGCCACCACCAUUCAUGGCUGGAGGAGGCCACAAUACAGCCAUUCACUGUACUGACGGAGCGAUGACGAUCAAGCGUAAGGUGCAGCCGAAAUAUAAGCUACCGACACUGAACUGGGUAGCGCUAAAACCGAAUCAGGUUCGUGGUACAAUUUUCAACGAACUGGACGACGAGAAGCUCCACCGGCAGAUCGAUUUCGUGGACUUUGAGGAACGUUUCAAGAUCGGUAUGGGUGGUCCGGUCAGCAACGGCAACUGUGAUAUGGACGGAUUGUCCACUUUCCCCAGCAAACGAUUCAAGAAACCAGAACACAUUUCCUUGCUCGAGCAUACGAGAUUGAGAAACAUUGCAAUAUCUCGCAGAAAGUUGGAAAUGCCAGCCGAAACGGUCAUUAAGGCGAUCAACAAUCUUGAUCUCAAGCUGCUGUCGCUCGAGAAUGUUGAACUGUUGCAGAAGAUUACACCGACCGAUCAGGAACAGAAGCUGUACAAAGAAUAUGUGAUAGAUAAGAAAGAUCUGAAUCAGUUAACCGAGGAGGACAAGUUUAUGUUACAACUAACGAAGGUGGAGCGUAUCUCCUCGAAGCUUUCGAUCAUGAAUUAUAUUGGGAACUUUUUCGACAGCUUGCAUCUGAUCAGUCCGCAAGUGUACUCUAUCAUCUCCGCAUCGUCCUCAAUAAAAUCGUCGAAAAAGUUCCGAGCCGUGCUUGAGGUGAUCCUAGCCUUUGGAAACUAUUUGAAUAGUAGCAAAAGAGGACCAGCUUACGGCUUUAAGCUUCAGUCCCUCGACACGUUGCUUGACACCAAAUCCAACGACAAACGGAUGAGCCUGAUGCAUUACAUUGUCGCCACCAUACGCCAAAAGUUCCCGGAGCUGAUGAACUUCGAUACGGAGUUGUUCUGUACCGAUAAAGCCGCUCAGGUGUCACUUGAAAUGCUCAUCUCGGAUGUAAACGAGCUCGAGAAGGGCAUGGAGGCGGUGCGAAAGGAGGCCGAUUUGCGAGGCAAAGGCGUCCAGAGCCAUGUGCUGCGCGACUUUUUGGGAAAUUCGGAAGAGAAGUUGAAGAAAAUUAAAUCGGAAUGUAAAACUGCACAGGAAUCAUUCAAGGAAUGCAUUGAAUACUUUGGAGAAUCGUCCAGAAAUGCAGAUGCAAAUGCUUUCUUCUCGUUACUAGUCCGUUUUGUACGAGCUUUUAAGACAUGUGAUCAGGAAAAUGAACAACGACGCCGACUGGAAGCUGCAGCACUGCAGGCAUCGGCCAAAAGGGACGAGGAAGAGCAAGUCGUGAUGCGAAACAACAAAAUCAACAGUCAAAAGAAACAACAGGAGGCCGUAAUCAACGAACUUAAACUUAAAGCACACGCAGUGCGUGAGAAGAAACUGCUGCAGCAGGAUGAGGUCUACAAUGGAGCUCUGGAAGAUAUAUUGUUGGGUCUGAAGAACGAGCCGUACAGACGCGCUGAUGCUGUGCGCAGAAGUCAACGCCGGCGAAUUGAUAGUAACAGACUUUCUCGAACGAUGGAGGAAGUAGACUUUUGAAGUGAGGCUGUGUAAAAACAGUCAUUCAUAGGUAAUUAUUGUGUAUAUAGUUUUGCACCUACUAAGUUGUACAUUUAUCAGACCCCGUACUGUUUUGUGUAAACCCGUUUUUUUUUUGGAGGAGUUGUUCAGUUAUGCUCACUGUUAUAUAUUGCGCCGUGUCGGACAUUCUGUUGCAAGUUGUAAAUAAUUGAUUUCACAUGCAUAAGUUUUGCGACAAGCCAGCAAAUAAUCAAUGGGGGUUUGCUUUGUUCCUAUGCGGUUAAACAAUGAUACGAGUAUAACCAUAUCGAACAGACUUUAGUUGAGUAUGUGUGUCUUAGUUUUUGAAGUGGAAAUAUCGCGGGAAGGCUAUCAAAGAGUCUCGAAUGAUGAUAAUUUUAAAAGAGAAAGAUUUAAUGUUUCAGUUCCGAAUUCUUUCUCUCUGAUCCAUGACAAUAUACACAUAUACAAAUAAACAUUCCAUCACGAUGGCAUUUUGAAAUGAUUUUAUGUGGGAACAUUAACUGUGCUGUGUGCUGUAUUAAGUAGAAGCACGUUUCUCUAAAGGACCUUUUAAACAAAUAUAUUGAUACAAAUCGCUCGGCUGGAAUGGAUUGACUGCCAAUUAAUCAAACGCACACGUAUAUUCACAACUUUCUGCAUUAUUGCACAACAUUUCUGCUACGGAGAGAACCGUGCACGAAUGAGUAGGAAAUAUCUGUUGCUCGAAAUCGAACGCUCAGUAUGGUAGUAUGACAGAACAGAUCAUUCUGAUGGAUAUUUUCGAAUGUUUACACACCGCACAACACUCUGCACGAGUUUAGUAACUGCUGCUGGUUAAGACAAACCCAACUGAGAGACCAUACAAAUUACAAAACGACCUUGAACGAAUCCAACCUUAAAGACAGUAAAGAUCGAUAAAUGGUCAGGUGCUAUCAAAUUCUAAUACAGAUAAUCGAACAAUUUUGGUAUGUCAUUUAGCUGUUUGUUCAGGGUGAAGUUAGCUACUAUCAGUGCAUGAGCCUCUUUCUUCUAUUGUGUAUCGAACUGUGUAACUAUGCAUCGUUUUGUAAGGGUUUAGAAACUUAUGCAUAAAUAAACUGAAAGU